AUGGAAGAAUAAAGAUUGGAAGCCAUCGAUCUUAUUCUUAUCCAUGCUGCUCUGGAACUACAAGAGAGGUAGCAGCAAUGGCGGCUGAGGUGGAGGAGGGGAGGACGGGUAUCCCGUCUCUGCUCUCCUCCGCCGUGGGGGAGGAGACCAUCGCCUCCAACAUCGCCCAGCUGAUAGGCUGGACGCCACUGAUUGAGAUGAAGAACAUCCCCAAGAAAGAAGGCAUCCAAACUCGUUUGAUCGGGAAGAUGGAAACAUACCAACCCCUGUUCUCGGUCAAGGACAGAACUGCUCUCAGUAUGAUUGAAGAUGCAGAGGAGAAAGGCCUCAUUACUCCCGGUGUUACGACACUGAUUGAACCAACCAGUGGCAAUCUUGGUAUCGGUUUGGUAUUGGUUGCUAUUCAGAAAGGCUACAGGUUUAUUGCUGUUAUGCCCGCUAGAUAUUCACCUGACAAGCAGAUGCUAUUGAGGUUUUUGGGUGCUGAACUGAUAUUAACAGAUCCUGCAGGUGGGUACAAGGGUGCGAUGGACAAAGUGGAAGAUCUCAUGAAGAUCAUGCCUAAUUAUCAUUGUUUUAAUCAAGCAACCAACCCAGCAAAUCCAGAGGCACAUUUCAAAUGGACUGGACCUGAAAUUUGGAAGGACACAGCCGGCAAAGUUGAUUUCUUUGUAACCGCAGCUGGAACAGGAGGCACAUUGUCAGGUGUAGGAAGGUACCUGAAGAUCAAAAAUCCAUCUAUAAAUAUAGUGUGCGUGGAACCUUCAGAAAGUGCUGUAAUUUCAGGUGGUUCACCAGGAUCACACAAGAUUCAAGGCACUGGGCCAGGUUUCAUACCGAAAACUUUGGACAGGUCCAUCAUCGAUGAAGUUGUGACCGUAAGCUCAGAGGAAUCCAUGGCAAUGGCAAGAAGGCUUGCAAAGGAAGAGGGGCUUCUUGUUGGCAUAUCUUCUGGUGCAAAUGUAGCUGCUUGCAUCAAGAUUGCAGCUAGAGAGGAGAACAAGGGUAAGAUGAUUGUUACGAUGUUCCCGAGUGGUGGUGAAAGAUACAUGAGCUCUGAUCUCUUUGCAGAUGUAAGGGAGGAAUGUGCUAAUAUGACCUUCUAAUGUCUUGGUGCAGCUCUCCUUUGCUGUACUGCAAAGAGAUUUGCUUCAGAAUUCAGACCACACGCUCCAUUUUGCUAUGUUUUUCUUCUCCUUUCCUGUUUUGAGAACAAAAAAAAUGCCAUAUUAUUUCAGAAAUCGAUCCCGUAGAUUAUGAAAUUGGAAGCUCAAGAGUGCUAAUGCAUCCAGGAUCUUGAUGUUGGGCGAGAACAUCAUUCCUGUGAUUUUGGGCACCGAAUAGUACAAGAAAGCCAUAGUGUCUUUUGGAGAUCCAAUACUCCUGCAGUAUUGCUGGGCUGGGCAAAGCUUUACAAUUCUAAGCUUGAUGCAUUGUUGUUUUAGUUAUCUCUGAAUUAUUGGUAUGUUGCCAGUCGGCAUGUUCAUUAUUUUGGGCUUCAAUCACUUUUGCAAUUUUCUUGAUAAGAGUUAA
Molecule: messenger RNA, 1533 nt
Organism: Oryza sativa Japonica Group (Japanese rice)
Lineage: Eukaryota; Viridiplantae; Streptophyta; Magnoliopsida; Poales; Poaceae
Product: cysteine synthase-like
Cellular component (GO): cytoplasm
Molecular function (GO): cysteine synthase activity
Source: RefSeq, a predicted model, not a curated record